Messenger RNA from Xenia sp. Carnegie-2017, 2194 nucleotides. Its product is annotated as LIM domain kinase 1-like. Gene Ontology annotation, biological process: actin cytoskeleton organization; protein phosphorylation. Gene Ontology annotation, cellular component: cytoplasm; nucleus. NCBI's taxonomy places the organism in Eukaryota, Metazoa, Cnidaria, Anthozoa, Malacalcyonacea, Xeniidae. Gene Ontology annotation, molecular function: protein serine/threonine kinase activity; ATP binding; protein binding. The record is from RefSeq and is a predicted model, not a curated record.
AAUGAGGUCACAAAUAAAGUCCUUUGACAAUAUUUUUACGUUUCAACGACACAUAUGCCAUGAAAUGACUUCUAAAGAAGUUGACAAAUGUUGUGCUUGUAAAUUUCCAAUCAAGAAUAAUUUACAUAUAGCGCUUGGUCUCAAAUGGCAUCGAAAUUGUUUCAGGUGUUCUGAAUGUCUGUGCACUGAUCCUUCGCAUUACAUAGCAAGCGAUAAUGUGUUGUAUUGUAAGAAAGAUUAUGUUUUGAAAUUUGGCGAGCAUUGUCAACGCUGUAAAGAACAAAUCACAGGUCCUGUCAUGGUUGCUGGAGAUCAAAAAUAUCAUACAGAAUGUUUUGUUUGUACGAAAUGUUUGAAGUUUAUUGGUUAUGACGACGACUAUAUGUUAGUUGAAAGACAUAAUUUGUAUUGUAAUGACUGCUACAAGAGGUCGGUUCUACCAGCGAUAAGUACUCCUGUUGGUAAACUUGGACACUGCCAUACCAUUCAACAUAUAAAUCUUACACCAACUCCAGUUGGAAGACGUAAAUUUUCCGUUCUGAUAGAGAAAGCAAACGACAUUCAUAAGUUUUUACGUUCAGCCAACCCGAUCAUCGCUCAAAACGGAGAACGACGAAGCUACAUCGCCAUUGACAACGUGGAUGCCAGUAGUGAAUUAAAAGCUCGAGGCGUGCAAAGUGGAGAUAAAGUUCUUGAGGUCAAUAAUAUAAUGGUUACUGAUGCAACUGUUGAUAAGCUUUCUCAUAUAAUCUCAAAUCCACAACGCGUACAAACACUUACGAUAGAACGUAAUAAUGCAGUGAAGCAGCCCUUUAACUCGGACAUAAAAAUCUCGAAGAAAAAAGAAGUCUUGCCUUCAGCCAUUUUGAGAUCUCCUGUUGAUCGUCAGUCAUCGUUGGAUCUCAUAGGUAGCCCUGAUUACGACCAAAAAUACAAAAAACAUUUAAUGCCUUGGGAUGAAGACACUGAGGACGGUUAUGUUAUAAACGGACAACGAAAAACACGGAAAAAACCUGAGAGGGCUAAUUCCCUUCCACGAAGUAAUUCAACAGACAACAAUAAUGUUAUGAAGUGUAACUCUGUCUUGCAUCGCUCACAGUCGGUCAGGACAUCAGUCGGACAGGUUUUUCGUCCUUGUGACCUUAUACUUGGCGAGGUUAUUGGUAAAGGUUUCUUUGGUCAAGUUAGUAAGGUUGUGCAUCGAGGAACUGGAAAAGUUAUGGUGUUAAAGGAGUUAGUAAGAUGUGACGUAGCAGCUCAAAAACAGUUUGUCAAAGAGGUAACUCUUCUUAAAACUCUUGAUCAUCCAAACGUGUUAAAAUUUAUUGGAAUUUUGUAUAAGAACAAAGUUCUCAGUUUUAUCGCAGAAUACAUUGCUGGAGGAACGUUGCGAGGGAUCUUAAAGGAUCAAACACGAAAUUUAUCAUGGUCACAAAGAGUGAAAUUUGCCAAAGAUAUUGCCUUGGGAAUGGAUUAUCUUCAUAAAAUGAAUAUCAUCCAUAGAGAUCUCAAGUCCAAGAAUUGUUUGGUCAGAAAAGAUGAGGGGAUGACAAUAGUUGUUGCUGAUUUUGGUCUUGCGGGAAUAUUGAGCAUUGACGAAGAAGAAAACGGUACUGUUCAGGAUCAAAACAACAACGGAAACAAAUCACUUACUCAUGUUCAAACCCGUCAUACGGCACCAAAAAAACGUACGACAAUGGUCGGCUCUCCCUAUUGGAUGGCACCCGAAAUGCUUCACGGGAAUGCGUAUGACGACGUUGAUAUUUUCUCCUUUGGUAUAAUCGUUUGUGAGAUCAUCAGUAGAGUUAAAGCUAGUCCUGAUUUUAUUCCUCGUACUAAAACCUUUGGUCUCGAUGAGUCGUCUUUCGAAGAAAAAUUUUGUUCCGACUGUCCAAAAGCUUUUUAUCGUAUUGCAUGUUUAUCCUGUGAUAUGAAUCCCAGUGACAGGCCAACGUUUGCUUCUCUCAGUUAUUGGUUAGAAGCUUUGUUAGUUCAUCUUGAAGUAGGAAUGACUUUACCUAAUGACGUUUCCUCUGUUCUUUUAUCAUCAAAAUCUAAAAAGAAGUAACACAUAGAGAAUUACUUUUAUAUGAUUAUUUUUUAAAUAUGAAUUUUAGAAAUCUUAAUCUAUACAUUCGCAACACACAUUUUACAUUAACGAAAACAUUCGAUUAAAUAUUUUCUUUCAUUUGUA